UGUAUCUCUUUUCAGGACCUGGUUUUGUAAGCAUCCAUAAUAUUAAUAGAUUAUGUCUCAGCUGGAAGCCAAGCAUUGUCUUUCUUGGCAUUUCUAGACGGCCUAAUUGUUUACUCUUAGGUAAUUGAAACUCCUUCACAUUGGCAGGUUGGAUAGGGUCCAUGGUGUUUGGCCAGCAAACUGAGUUUUUCAAAAAGUAAAAUGCAUAUUCAACGUAAUUUACCUACUUUGCUCUGGGAUUCCUCAAACCCAUCGAUGGUCUCUUGUAAAAAUCAUCCAAGAUGAUACUGAGUAUUGGUUCUUUGGCUCAAGUUGAUAGUCUAUUCCUCAAUCUGAUCGAAUUUGGACAGUUGAUAUGGCAACUUGUGGGGUAUGAAUGCUUUGGAAGGCUGAUAAUGAAUUGUCUUUUUCUUGUUUGUAAAGAAUAGGCUGGAAUAAGAUAUUUCGCAGGAUGUUUCAAAGGCGCGUGCAUAGACGCUAAAUGGUGGUUCUUCACUUGAAUAACAUAGUAGUACAAUUUUGGAGAGCUUUUCUCACUUCUUCCUAAUCCUCACAUGAUAUUGAAAGUUAAACCAGGUAAAUCCAUCUGCCUAGAAAUAUUUGGCGGCAAAUGCAUUGAGAGUGAUGAUGUAGAUGAAGCAAAGUGCAAGGGUUUGGGAAAAUACAGGACAUAUGCUGGUGGGACUGCAAGCUGGUCAAGGAACUUGUACGUUUUACUUUCUUAACUCAAGAUAUUGAAGGGAUUGCUUGCUUUUGAAACUGGAGAAUUCUUUAUUGUGUAUUUUCUACGCGACUAAUUUAAGGCAUAAUUAUAGAAACCAAGUGCCUAUUAGUCUUAACCUUUUCAUUCACGCAUGCUACUGCAUUUUAUAACAUAUCUGUACUCAGUUAGAGAUGUUGUAACACAUCAUACAUGCUUAGACCUGAAUAGAGCUGCUGGUCAGUCUAAUUGACACGUUUUGCAUUUUGGUGAAAUGAUUCGUGUAAGUCCCCUUAGUGUUCCAAACUAUAUUUUAAAACAAAAUUAUUCCUGUGAUAGUAAGCUUUAGCACAUUUGGGAAUUGUAAAUCUGAACUUGUUUGCUUCAAUAUUUUGAUUGUAAGACCACAAUACGAGUACAACCUCAUACAUGUCUUGUUUCCUAGAGAAGCCCCCAAAAUAAGAAAUAACAUUCCAGCAUUCCAAUUUUUAUCUUUUGUCAUGGCCUACAAAAGAUUGCCUUAAAUAGUUGCAAGAUAUUUAAGUUGCACUUGCUAAGAGGUCCUGGGACAAGUUUUCAUAUAGGAAAUGAUCCUUCAUAGUCAUCUGCAGACCAAAUAAAGAUACCAUGAAGUUUUCCUUGACUCCUUAGUAUGGUGCAUGCAUCAAAGAAUCCAUGUUCAGGAGACAAGCCACCACUGUUGUCAGUUCCAAAGCUAACUAGAAUGUUGCCUCCUUUAUAGUUAUACAUCUGAGUUUCAAAGUACUGGAGGAACUGAGGAAUGGUUGUGCCCUUCCUGUGGGCGUAAAAUUGGAAGUUGACAUAGUCUAUUAGAUGACCAUACUUUCUCCAGAGUGCUAAAUAAUGCACCUGCACUGAAUCAUCUGCAUAUGGUGCUAUUGAUGUGUAAGAGAUGACAUUGUUUUGUUUAAGGAAGUACAACAGUCGCCCGAUGCAUUCUGCAAAUGUAUCUGGAUCUGCAUUGAAGUGUUCAUAAUCUAUAUCUAUUGCAUCCAGGUUAUACUCUUUCACUAUCUUGGUGAUUGAAUAUAUUGCAUUUCUCUCCCAAGAUGUAAUUGGUGUAGGAGCGAAGGUGGCAUUUUUACCAUUCACUGUAAUUGGGACAGAGGGAGUAAUAUCUCAAAGUUCCAGCAUUCUUCCAUUAUGCAAUUUAUGGCUGGAUUAGUGAUCCUUCAUCAUGAUGCUGUUCAUCUGCCCCGUUGGCUUUCUGAGUUUAUUAAAAUUUUAAUUCUCAGUAUAGUGGAAAUUCUUUUGCCUAAUUUUUAUAUGAAGAAUUAACAUAAAUAGCCGCCUACCCAAUUACUUAAACUAACACAAGCCAGUGGGUGUAUUAUAUAUUUAUAAUCCCGUAUAAUCAAUGUACGAUAUACAUAUACCAGUUAGGAAAAGUAAACAUUGAAUCCGCCUGGCUAUUUGUGUAAACUUCCCUUUUAUAUUCCCCUGAUGAUUAUUUUAGUUUGAGUUUUCACUGCCCCUUUCAUCACUGAGAGGUUUGUGAUUUGCUGAUCAUGGAGAGUGGAGAACCGAUAGGCUUGAAGCAUUUUAAGCCAAUUGAACCACUGGGAUCGGGCGAUACUGGCAGUGUGCAUUUGGUGGAGCUUUGCGGAACUGACCAGCAUUUUGCUAUGAAGGCAAUGGAUAAGAGUAUAAUGCUUAACCGAAACAAGGUGCAUAGAGCUUGUGCAGAACGAGAAAUCCUAGAAAUGUUGGACCACCCUUUUCUUCCUGCACUUUAUGCAUCUUUUCAGACCAAAACCCAUAUCUGUCUAAUAACUGAUUACUACCCUGGUGGAGAGCUGUUCAUGCUUCUAGAUAGACAACAAACAAAGGUGUUGAAGGAAGAUGCUGCAAGGUUCUAUGCCGCUGAAGUAGUGGUAGCCUUGGAGUACCUUCACUGUCAAGGUAUAAUUUAUAGGGAUUUGAAGCCGGAAAACGUCUUGCUACAGAGGGGUGGACAUGUAUCUUUGACGGAUUUUGAUCUUUCCUGUUUGACAUCCUAACUUUUGUCAACUUUUAGUUCCAGAAGUCAACGAAAAGAAGAAGCAUCAAAAAGGCCAACAGAAUCCGAUCUUCAUGGCUGAACCUAUGCGUGCAUCAAAUUCUUUUGUCGGAACUGAAGAAUACAUAGCUCCGGAGAUCAUAACUGGAGCAGGGCACACUAGUGCAGUGGAUUGGUGGGUUCUUGGCAUUCUUUUGUUUGAAAUGUUGUAUGGUUAUACACCAUUCAGGGGAAAGACUAGGCAAAAGACAUUCUCAAAUAUACUACAUAAGGAUUUAAAAUUCCCAGGAAGCAUACAGGUACAAAUACUCAUUUCGGGGAUCCGCUAGCUUAGGAUUUCCAUCCAGCUAUUUUGAAAGUGCUCCAUUGUUCCAGAGCAUUGACGUUUGAUAUCGACCUUUUGAUGUAUAUAUUUGUUUAUUCAGGGGUACGACGGGGCCUUGUCCCGUCAUAUGUUAUUAUUGAUAUUCUUAGAGGUCUGUAGGCAUAUAUGUGUGGGUUGUAUAUAGAUGUUAUCCAGUUGUACUAGUAUAACUAAUGUUUUGAAACGUCCCCAUUCAUAGUGUCAGCCUUGCCGGCUUGCGUAUAUACAUGUAUAUUUGGAAUGUGAUGUGUAGUGGCAGCCUUGUCGGCUUGCGUAUCUGUAUAUGAUAUAUAGCGGGACAUUCCUACAUGUAAUGAAAGCCUUGUUGGUUUA
This is a messenger RNA of Solanum dulcamara, 3417 nucleotides long. RefSeq names its product phototropin-1-like. Gene Ontology annotation, cellular component: plasma membrane; nucleus; cytoplasm. Gene Ontology annotation, molecular function: protein serine/threonine kinase activity; ATP binding. The record is from RefSeq and is a predicted model, not a curated record. The transcript has 10 exons. Lineage: Eukaryota; Viridiplantae; Streptophyta; Magnoliopsida; Solanales; Solanaceae. Gene Ontology annotation, biological process: protein phosphorylation. Bases 2230 to 2721 code for a protein of 163 amino acids.